Messenger RNA from Malus domestica (apple), 3382 nucleotides. RefSeq lists its product as uncharacterized. The record is from RefSeq and is a predicted model, not a curated record. Lineage: Eukaryota; Viridiplantae; Streptophyta; Magnoliopsida; Rosales; Rosaceae. Gene Ontology annotation, molecular function: mRNA binding.
CCUUUGUUUCCCUCCUGAGGUUUUAGGUCCAAAAGUUCAUAGCUGCAAAACAAAACAGAGAUGGGGAAGAAGAAAAGCAAAGAUGGCGAUGGCGGCCGACCGAGAACCGAAAGCGAGCACUCCCCCUCCACCAUCUUCGUCUCCAAUCUCCCCUUUUCUUUCACCAAAUCUCAGCUGGAAGAGACGUUCAGCGACAUUGGACCGAUUAGGCGGUGCUUUUUGGUUAUGAAGAAGGGGUCAACUGAGCACCGUGGUUUUGGUUUUGUUCAAUUUGCUGUCAUAGAAGAUGCUAAUCGUGCUGUUGAGCUAAAGAAUGGUUUGUCCAUUGGAGGUCGAAAAAUUGCAGCUAAACAUGCCAUGCAUCGUGCUCCACUUGAACAACGAAGGCCAAAGACUAAUCAAGGAAUUGACGUGGAUGAGACCGUGAAAACAGAAAAUGACAAGGAUAGUGAAAAUCCCCAAGGGGAAAAGGAUGCUUCAAAAUCUCAGGAAAGAGUUGUUACUUUGGAAAAAAAUACAAAGAAACCCGUGAAGACUAGAAAAACAGCAGCACUGAGUAAUGAUCAAGUGGCAAAAGUGGGUGGUUCAGAAAAGCAGAGGGUUGCUAGAACUGUCAUAUUUGGUGGUCUUCUUAAUGCUGGUAUGGCAGAAGAUGUUCAUCGCAGAGCUAGGGAGAUUGGGGACGUAUGUUCCAUCACUUAUCCUCUUCCCAAAGAAGAGCUUGAACAACAUGGUCUUGUGCAAGAUGGAUGCAAAAUGGAUGCUUCAUCUGUACUUUAUAACAGUGUCAGAUCAGCUCAUGCUUCUGUUUCUAUGUUACACCAAAAAGAAAUAAAAGGCGGCAUUGUUUGGGCACGUCAGUUGGGUGGGGAGGGUUCCAAGACUCAGAAGUGGAAGCUCAUUGUUAGAAAUCUUCCUUUCAAGGCCAAAGAGAAUGAAAUAAAAGACAUGUUUUCAUCAGCAGGGUUUGUAUGGGAUGUUUUUAUUCCCCAUAAUCCUAACACAGGGUUAUCUAAAGGUUUUGCAUUUGUCAAAUUCACAGGCAAACAGGAUGCGGAAAAUGCAAUAAAAAAGCUAAAUGGACAAAUGCUUCAUAAAAGAUCCAUAGCUGUUGACUGGGCUGUUUCAAAGAAGAUAUAUGGUAGUGGCAAUAAUGCCCUUGCUUCAGCAGAUGGACAAGAGGAUGAAAGAAAUGGGGAAAGUGACAGUAGCAGUGAUGAUUUUGAGGAUGAUGCUGGGGAUGUCGGUAAAAAAUCCCACCACCAUGAUGGAGCAGACAAUGCUCUAGAUGACAACACCAUAGAGAAAAAGGACGUCCCUACUGAAAUUAAUUUUGAAGAGGAAGCAGACAUUGCAAGGAAAGUUCUAAAAAACUUCAUCACACCCUCUGGUAUAGCAACUCCUGAUGAUGAUUCCACACUGCCCAAAAGGAAUAAGGAGUCAUCUAUUGAUAUGUCUGUUGACAAGCCUAAGAAAUUGUCUUCUGAGACUACAAAAGCAUCAGAGAUUGAUAAGCCUGGAAAGAAAAGCAAAACCACGGCAUCAAAUCUUAUCGAUGAAUCUGUUGAUGAGCCUAAUAGGCCGAAGAAAAUGUCUUCUGAGAUUACAAAAGCAUCAGAGUUUGAUAAGCCUGGAAAUAAAAGCAAAACCACGGCAUCAAAUCUUAUUGAUGAAUCUGUUGAUGAGCCUAAUAACUCAUCUCUUGAGACUGCAAAAGCAUCAGACGUUACUGAGCCUGGAAAGUUAAGUACAAGCACGGUACCAAAUCUUGAACAGGCAGACGAAGUAGAAGAUUUGCAUAGAACAAUUUUCAUAAGCAAUCUUCCUUUUGAGAUCACUAAUGAAGAUGUCAAACAAAGGUUUUCUACCUUUGGGAAAGUUGACUCUUUUGUCCCAGUCCUUCAUCCAGUCACCAAGCGACCCAAAGGAUCUGGCUUUCUCAGGUUCAAAACAAAAGAUGGAGCCAGUUCUGCCGUUUCAGCUGGGAAUGCGGAAUCUGGCUCGGGAAUUACUCUGAAAGGUAGACAAUUAACAGUGUUGCAGGCUUUGGAUAAAAAGUCAGCUCAUGAUAAGGAAUUAAAUGUGGCCAAGAAAGAGGACCUAGACCACCGCAAUCUCUAUCUAGCAAAGGAAGGUCUUGUUCUUGAGGGAACUCCAGCUGCAAAAGGGGUUUCAGCUAGUGAUAUGUUGAAACGCCAAAUGGCGGAGAGAAGCAAGAUGUCGAAGCUUCAAUCUCCAAAUUUUCACGUUUCCCAGACGAGAAUAGUUAUAAAAAAUUUGCCAAAGUCCAUGAAUGAAAAGGAACUAAAAAGACUUUGUAUUGAUGCAGUUACCUCACGAGCUACAAAACAAAAACCUGUUAUUCGCCAGAUAAAGUUCUUGGAGGAUGUGAAGAAAGGAAAGCUAAACACAAAGAAUCACUCUCGUGGAGCUGCUUUUGUUGAGUUUACAGAGCAUCAGCAUGCACUUGUGGCCCUCAGAGUUCUGAAUAACAAUCCUGGAACUUUUGGUCCUGAUCAUCGCCCAAUUGUGGAGUUUGCACUGGAUAAUGUCCAGAAAUUGAAAUUACGAAAUGCUAAGAUUCAAGGGCAGCAGAAUGCAGCUCGUCGUAAUCCAGGUGUACAGCAAAAGGAUGGCUCAAAUAGACCAGAUGCUGAUCCAAGCAAGAAGUUCAACAAACGGAAACAAAGUGUUGACGAGCAAAGUCUGGAUGAAUCAGUACCAAAUAAAGAAGAUGAAGAGGAAAACAGGGUUGGUGAUGGAACUGCCACUGACCAACUGAGAGCUCCUAAGAGGCAGAAACAGGGUCCGUUCGGAAAGGAAAAGAAGAUCUCAUCAACAAAAGUAUCAGGAGGCUCAACAGAGAAUUCGGAAAGCUCAAAACAUGAACCAAACAAUCAUCAAGAUGGCGCAAAGCCUGGUGGUCGUGGGAGAUCAUUCGGACGUGAAUCCAUGGCCAUUGAUGCACAAAAAUCAAAAUCCGUGGGAAAGGCAAAUGUACAACCUCAAAAGAGGAAGCUGCAAGCGCAGAAAGAAGUAGAGGGCGGAGAGAAUGAAACGAGGAGAAAAAGGCCAAAGAAAAAUAAAGACCCAUUAGGGCGGGACGUUGUGGAUAAACUCGACCUGCUGAUCGAACAAUAUAGAUCCAAGCACUCACAACGGAGCUCCGCCCAAACGGAUGGCGAAAAGCAAGGUUCCAAGAAGCUUAGAAAAUGGUUCCAAUCAUAAUUUUUCGUUGAUGUUGUAGAAUUCCAUGAUGAUAAAUCUCUCAAGAGAGUAAACCGUAAAACCAAUUGCUGGAUAUACGGUUGCUAUAAAUUUUGCUCAGUGUUUAAAUUUUGACAAUACUGGUUAGCAUGAAAUUUACAUUUUUCUACUUUUA